GCCUUUUCUUCCCCAUUCAGGGCUUUAAAUCCUUUAUUCUUCUAAGUGUUGCAAAGGAAUAUACGUGAAAUUUGCAGCAUUUAAAUAACUGGGCACCCCACCUGGCUCUUAUUUUAAAUUCGGAGGGCAGAAAAUCACAGACACACAAGAGGAAAUGCGGACUAUUAUUGCAGCUCAUUCGGGUGUCCUGAGAGGAACCGGUGAGAGCAUCCUCUCAGCGUUGAGUAGCCUGCCAUCUCUUCCCUGGGUAGCCAGAACCAAAAUAGAACGUCACUUGCAAAUGAUUUCUGUCGUUCAAUGGGUUGUAACCUUUCUAAUUAUGGGGGUCACUUGCACCAUAAUCUUGUCUUACAUCUUCUUCACUAACUGCUGGCCAAUUGCAGCUCUGUAUUUGUCCUGGCUGAUCAUUGAUUGGGAUACACCCAACCAAGGAGGGCGCCGGUCUGCAUGGGUGCGGAACUGGGCUGUGUGGCGAUACUUCAGAGAGUACUUCCCCAUCAGAUUGGUGAAAACCCACAACCUUGCCCCCACCCGGAACUAUAUUUUUGGUUACCAUCCUCAUGGCAUCUUCUGCUUUGGAGCCUUUUGCAACUUUGGCACAGAAGCGACUGGAUUUUCCAAAAAGUUUCCUGGAAUCCGACCUUCCCUCGCCACGCUGGCCGGCAACUUCAGAAUGCCAAUCCUGCGCGAUUACUUAAUGAGCGGCGGCAUCUUUCCUGUGACCAGGGAGGCUAUCGACUACCUGUUGUCGAAGAACGGCACUGGAAAUGCAGUGAUCAUUGUCAUCGGGGGAGCGGCCGAGUCCUUGGAGUGCAGCCCAGGGAGCAACGUGGUGACCCUCAAGAAUCGCAAGGGUUUUGUGAAGAUCGCUCUGCAGAAUGGAGCUGACCUGGUGCCUGUUUAUGCUUUUGGUGAGAACGAGGUUUACCGGCAGGUCAUCUUUAAGGAAGGCAGCUGGCUGCGGGCGGUUCAGAGAAGGUUCCAGAAGCUGAUUGGAUUUGCCCCCUGCAUUUUCCAAGGCCGCGGAUUUUUUUCCAGCCAUUCCUGGGGCUUGGUUCCUUACGCAAAGCCCAUCAACACAGUGGUUGGGGAACCAAUUUCAGUGCCAAAGAUUGAGAACCCAAGUCCUGAGGAAAUUGAUUACUACCAUGAGAUUUACCAGCAUUCCCUUGUCAAGCUGUUUAACAAGUACAAGAUCAAGUUUGGCUACUGUGAAUCGGACUGCCUGGAGGUGAUUUGAAGAUUUCCCUUUUUAUUGUCCAACUUUCCAUCUGCAAUUUGCCAGGACCCCCCUGAACCAAGUGAAAUUUUCACAACUAUCUUUACACUAAACUUCACAAACCCAGUGAAUCCCAUCACAGAUGCACUACUGAAUAGAAAAAGCCAACCAUCAGUAUUUUGUGUAAUUGUAAAGGAAAAUUAUUUUUGUGAAGGAAUAUUUUUAAUUCUUCAAAUCAAAGAUUUUAAAGGAAAAAAAAAGUCAUGUCUUUUCAUGUAUAAUCUUGAAGUUAGUUUUUUAAAUGUAUACAGUCCAUCAAAUUGUUUAAUCAGUCAGAUUGUUAAUGAUUGCGACUGCUUUCAAGAAUUGUUUAAAAUGCACAAACAAUGCAAUACUAUAGUUCACCAACUCUCCUACAGGGGAAGAAAAGGCCAAAGCUUACCUGAUAUCUUUUUGCACCUUAAUUUUUAAAUUUACAUUGUGCCCUUGGUAAUCUAUGUGAGGGAGGAUAAUGAGGUGUGUUUGAGGAGAUGGUGCAGAGAGGGAGGGAAAUAUAUGGUCACAUUCAAUGUUUACAUUUCACAGUGUGAUGAAUCCUUGUUAACUGGUCAGCUCCACCAAAAGUUAAAGACUGCAGGUAAUUGAAGUAACUACAGUGUAACUAGAAAUGUACGGUUGGUAACAGAAACAGUUAACGUAUCGGGUCAAUAACCUCUUCAGAAUUCCUUUGUACUAUUGUGCCAGAUCUCACAAAGUCAUAGAGCAAAGAGUCAGAGCAAUACAGCACAGGUACAGCCCCUUCAGCCCAACCAGGUGCCCAGUUAACUAGUCCCAAUUUCCUGUGUUGGGCCCAAAUCCCUUGAAGCCCCACCCCUCCAUGUACCUAUCCAAGUGCUUCUUAAAUGAUACUGUUGUACCUGCCUCAACCACUUCCUCUGGCAGCUCGUUCCAUAUACUCACCACCCUCUGUGUGGAAAAAGUUGCCCCUCAGGUCCCUUUUAAAUCUUUCCCCUCUCACCCUAAACCUAUGCCCCCUAGUUUUGGACUCCCCUACCCUGGGGAAAAGACUGUUACCAUCCACCUUAUCUAUGCCUCUCAUAAUUUUAAAUGCUUCUAUAAGGUCGCCCCUCAGUCUCCUGCGGUCCAAGGAAUAAAGACCAACCUCUCCCUAUAACUCAGGCCUUCUAGUCGUGGCAACAUCUUAUCUGCACUCUUUCCAGUUUAACCAAAUCUUUUCUAUAAUAGGGCUACCAAAACUCUACACAAUUUAGUUUACACUUGGGUAUCAAUUAAACUGGGCCCAGGACCACAACGGGGGGGUCAAUGGGGAAAGAAGUUUAAUCUCCACCACAAUGCCUGGAGUGUUGUUGUGCACAGCUUGGUGGGAGGAGGCAGGAAGACUGUGUGCACACAAACAUUACAUUUCACUUUUAAUUCAUUCACCCAACUUGCUGCCUUUGUGAUCAAUCAGUUAUCAGCAAACUGUGGCAGAGGUAACCACAGCAAGUCCAGAUCUAUCGCAUUACCUGUUAGGAGCAUUGCUUCCCCGUGAUCCAAGACACGUGAAUCUCAUGCCAGAUUAGGGAGGGGGAUACUGUCUUGUAAAAGAUAGGUGCCUAACCAUAGUCUGUUCCCAACACAGACUGCGCCAUGCUUUUUAAUAUCACAGAAUACUUCUAUGGUUGUGGAUUAAUCAGCAGUUCUGGUUUGGGAGGACGAUAUCUGUGCUGUCUCAAGGGAGCAAGUAGAUAUCUUGAUCACGGUUUAAAAGUGGGUACAGGUUGUUGUACCUGCCCACUCUGCACUUUAUUGAGUCCUGAUAAUUGGAGGUUUUAUCUCGAGGCUUGGGACCUAAUGGAAGAUGUUGACCCAACGAGCAACUUUGCACCUCUUCCCCUCCCUCCCUCCUUGUCAUUACUUUAUCAGAACUUGUUUACAUCCAGCCAACUGAAGAAAAGCCAUACUGUAUUGUGUCCACUUGUUCUAUUUUUAAAAUGAAGUGCUAAUGGGUUUCCCAAUGUUUUGAGCAGGUGAUAUUCAUCGAUUCAUUCUGCUGGUAUUUUCUUGUCAUCCCUUGAACCCCUCCCCUCCGCAGUACACACUUUUGUACCGACUGUGGAGUCGAAUAAAUAAAUCCUCUUUUUGUACAAAAAA
This is a messenger RNA of Pristis pectinata (smalltooth sawfish), 3373 nucleotides long. RefSeq names its product diacylglycerol O-acyltransferase 2 (gene dgat2). Bases 155 to 1240 code for a protein of 361 amino acids. The record is from RefSeq and is a predicted model, not a curated record. Gene Ontology annotation, cellular component: endoplasmic reticulum membrane. The transcript has 8 exons. Lineage: Eukaryota; Metazoa; Chordata; Chondrichthyes; Rhinopristiformes; Pristidae. Gene Ontology annotation, molecular function: diacylglycerol O-acyltransferase activity. Gene Ontology annotation, biological process: triglyceride biosynthetic process.